Molecule: messenger RNA, 741 nt
Organism: Nerophis lumbriciformis (worm pipefish)
Lineage: Eukaryota; Metazoa; Chordata; Actinopteri; Syngnathiformes; Syngnathidae
Source: RefSeq, a predicted model, not a curated record
AUGUCGCUCAGACAGACACAAGGAAGAGAAAUGAACGGUCAAGCGGACGUCGAAGUCGACUACAAGCGAAAAUACAAGAAUCUCAAACGAAAAUUAAAAUUUCUGGUGUAUGAACAUGAAUGCUUCCAAGAGGAACUGAGAAGAGCACAGAGAAAACUCCUGAAAGUGUCGCGGGAUAAAAGCUUCCUUCUGGACCGACUGCUUCCGUAUGAGAGAGUAGAUGAAGACUCAUCAGAUUCCGAUGCGACAGUUUCUUCAGACAACAGUGAGAGUGAAGUACUGCGGGAGAGGGAACGAGAACGGGAAGGAGCGAAGAAGCGAAGAAAUAGCCCCAGCACGUGUCUGCCGCCAUCAACCUCACCUCACCUGUCCCUAUUAUCCCGUCCAGGCACACACCCACUUCAGUCUUCCGCCACUGGAACUUACCUCAAUGCUAUGCCCUUCCCACCUGAGUAUUUGGCUCCCACUGCUGAGCGAGUGAAGAAAGAGAGGAAACCAAAGGUGCCCAAAAACAAGAAAAGUGCAACCGGCAAGGUGGUUGCACCCAUGACCGCCAAUUACCCAUCAGGCCAGACGGCUGCUUCGGCCACUGGCGGCCCCUUCAGCUGGGUCCCCCGUCAAAUGCUCAGCGGGGACGCCGCCGAGGAGGACGGCGAGAGCGACGUCGACAGCGACAGAGGAGACGAAGACCGGGGCGAGGGGGAUGAAGCCGAGCUUGUCAUUGACAUCCCUAAUGAGUGA